Molecule: messenger RNA, 5756 nt
Organism: Manduca sexta (tobacco hornworm)
Lineage: Eukaryota; Metazoa; Arthropoda; Insecta; Lepidoptera; Sphingidae
Exons: 29
Coding region: 373-5685 (1770 amino acids)
Biological process (GO): centrosome cycle; intraciliary transport involved in cilium assembly; microtubule anchoring at centrosome
Cellular component (GO): centrosome; centriole; ciliary basal body
Source: RefSeq, a predicted model, not a curated record
CUUUAUAAAUAAUACAUAAAAUAUUUUCGUAGACAUGUUAUUUUGCUAAGGUUUUCUGUAAACGAUAAAACAUUUAGCUGAUUGGUAUUUGGUGACUUGGUACGACAUGACAUGAGACUAGAUAGAGUUUGUCUUAGUACUAAUUUAAAACUGUAAUGUUAGUGCAAACCUUAGUGUAUACUGUAUAGACACGGCGAUAGUGUGAGGAAAGAGACAGGUGGUGAAAAAAGUUAUUGAAAAUCUGUCAAUCAAAAAAACUAAAAUUGUGAAUGUGUGCAAUUACAGCAUAAUAUUGUGAAUUUCUUACGACGUGACGAAAUUUCAGGUAACUAUGAAAGGUUUGAAGUGUUAAAUAAUCUCGAAGUGUAUGUUAUGGCUCCUGGUAACAACGAGCGGCAUACAGGUCACACGGGCACCAUACCCAAAACAAAAGCAAGGAACAACUGCAAUGUACCUCAAGAAGCCGUCACGCCUACAAGGAGAGAUAUGACGACAAAUCUGGUGUCGACUUCUCUUGACUGGGUGCCUGUGUCAGAAUAUAACAGUAGAACCAAUUACAGCCAGACAAGGAAAUUAACUAAUAAUACAUCUGAUCAAGAAUUGACAGAUUUAGACAACUCUGUGUCCUUUGAAAGUGGAUUUGGUAGAUUUGUACCUGUUAGGCCUCAACCCCGUGCUUUACCAUUAAAUGGGCAAAGCAGAGAUAAUAUAGUGUCUGAACAGCAUGAAGAUGGAACUGGAUCUACUAUCUCUGGACAUAGUCUGCAUCCCUAUGCUCAUCAAAUGCAAAAUGGAUUAAUUCCUCAUUCUAAUCAUGCAGCUGCUGCUGUUAUGAUUGUAAAUCCUACAACACCAAAUGCCGUAACUGGGAAUGUUUCGCAACCAUUUAACGCUUCCAAUCAGAACAGAAAUAAUCUCUCAAGAAAUAUAAACUCAUCACGAAAUAACUUUGAUGGUAAUAAUCACUUAAGCGCUAAUAACAGUACUCCACCAAUAUCGAACUCUAGAUCUGGAACUAAAGCUAUCAAUUUAAUGAACAAUAUGUAUGAACAAGGGCAAGGGAGCUUUAAUAAUCUCAAUGAUUCUAAUCAUGUACAUAGAGAAUCCGCCCGAGCACUCGGGGAAGCAAUAGUUGCGGCCUGUCCCGACGCCGCAGCGGUAGAGAGACGCCUCGGACAGAUUCGAGAGUACAUAAGAGUUACAUCUUCUUUAGUCGACACUAUGCGCAAUUCAGAAGAUGAGGCUUUUAUUGAACAUACAAAAGAAGAAUAUGAUGAAUUAGUCGAAAUGGUAAUGAAAUUAAAAGAAAGUGAAGAAAACUUAGAAAAAAUGCUGAUAGAGAAAAGACCAGAUAAUAUUGAAGUUCCUGCUGAAGAAAUAGGCGGACCUAUCGCAAUUGCACAGGCAAGUAAUGGUGGACAUAAAACUAAAAACGAAGACAAUUCUGAUAGUAAUUUGAAUCAAGACAAAACAUGUAAUGUCAAUAAUAAUCGAGAUAAUACAAUGUUUAACAACAAUCUAAAAAAGGUUACCAAUAUUGAAAAUGAACAACUGAAUAAAUCCAUGCAUAGCAUCGUUAUUGAAGAAGAAACCACAGCACUAGACAACAAGAUAAGUGAUACGGAAAAUACACAGGAGCAGGGUUCGGACACCAUUGAAAUAACAGAGAUUACAAAUGAAAACAACAAUCCCGAAAUUUCUAAACUAGAUCCCCCCAACAACGAAUCAGAAAUAAAAAAAGAUGAUCAACAGUUAAAUGACAUACUUCGGAGAAAUAUAUUAUCAUGUGUGCAAAAAGUUGCGCUCAUUGAAGAAAUAAAAAGUAAAAAUAAAGAUGCUAAUAAACAAGAUGAUCAGGAUAUAGUGACGCGACCAGUAUCAGUUCAAAGUAAUGGCUCUGCAUACAGUGAGAAUGAACUUUGGCAGAAUGAAAUUAAAAAUAAAAUGGAAUUGUCUCAAAUGCGCCUUGCGGCACUCAAACAACAACAAAAGAGACUUCUUAAAUACCAGGAGGAAGCUAAGCAACAACUAGAAGAAAUUCAUAGGGAGAGACAAUCUCAAGAAGUACAACCCUCUACAUCACAUGACAAUUUUUCAGUUAUGCAAAACCAGGCAUUCAGUGGCAAUUACCAUCAUGCAAAUCGUAUGUAUGCGGCCAACCAAAUCGGUGUAGCGACCACACUGCCACACACGGCGGAGACAUUACACGGACAGCAGAACAUGACAAACAACGUGGACAAUGAUCAUCUACAUUCAACUCAUUCGACGCACAGUCAAGAUGAGCGCCUUUCUCAACGAGAAAAUAAUAUAGCUAGUAGCGAGGAGGCAGCUGGUGGCGGUCAUAGCGAAGCAGAAGAUGACGAAAUUCUAUUGAACGAACGUGGCCAAAUGUUGCAGAUGAAGUUAAGGGAACUGCAAAUGAAAAAACAGCAUAUGGAAAAUUUGGUGUCAGAAUUCCAAAAAUUACAAAUGGCCACUCGUCUUCCUACUACCCAUAACACCUAUUCGACUUCGGGCGAGGAAAGCGCCGAAGAUGAGCCACGGAAAUGCGUUAAAUCCGGGAACAAUAUUAAAAACGAAGAUCCGUUUAAGCUUAUGGAAAUAAAGGCAAUAAAAACUGCGCUUCAAAAGACCAAAGAUUUGAUGAGAUCCGUUGAAAACUACGAAGCUGAACAUCUACCAAGCGGCCACGAGACUUCUUAUCGUGAUAUUUCUGGUCCCUCUAAUAUUCAUGAUAAUAAAUCCGAGGGGGGUGGCAGUAUGAGUGGUUGGUCAAACGAGGGUAGUAUGUGUCGCGUGCGCAACACAUUACCACAGCGGCACAAGUUCACCAACGAGCAGCAACAUCGCCCGCAACAACAUCACUCCCAACAACAGCAGCUGCAACAACAUAUGCAACAACAACAAUUGCAACAACAGCAAAGUCACGAAGCCAACAUAGCGUCACUUCAAGAACUGGCGCAAGAAUUACGAAUGGAAACGGAAAAAAUUAUGGGAGAACGUGCUCGUAUUAAAGACAUGGUAUCUAAUAAAGAAGUGAGCCGCAAGCAGAAGAAGGUGAACGAGGAGGUGCUCGGCGGCGGUGGUGGCGGCUGCCCGGGGCCCGCCGAGCGCCGCCAGCUGCAGCUGCGCGCGCUGCUCGCCGACAAGCAGCGCGAGCUCGACGCGCUGCUCAACAAGGAGAAGGUUUUGUGCUCCGGGGCCGAGGUACAAAAGACAAAACCUGAAUCGCGUUCUGCGUCGAUUGUGAACCAGUCUUAUAACAGUGAACAUGAGGAGCCCGAGCCGCGAGCAGAACACACACUUCUGAGCUCUCAGAGUGCCAGGGAAACUGAGAACUUUAGGGGUAGUGGAGGCGACAGUAUGCUGAGCGGACGCGCCAUGCCUGCAGCGGUAGCACAUCUGGAAAAUACAUACGCCAGUGAUAGCGACAAUACUUCGAGAAAUAAAUCGAACCAAAGGAAUCGCCCUCGGCGGAGACAACCACAAGAGAGGCAGGCAGAUGAUAGUAACGGGUCUCAGUCGAACAUCACUUGUCAAAAUAUGCGCAGCGAACCAAGAAGUGAAGCUUCUAAUGUGAACAUGACGCAAUCGAUGUCCCAAAACGGUGACAACCCUAUCAAUGCGCCGUAUUUGCAUCUACCGCCUCCUUGUUGGAAUACGAAGUCCAAUCAGGAUGUACGGACGAAUCAAUUUACACAAAAUAGCCAUUCGCAGACCAUGGAGCGCCUGUUAGGAACACCACAGAUGUCGUUCCCACCAUCUAUGCCCUUCAACAUGAUGAUGCCUUAUGGUAUGGUGGGAAAUUGUGGGUGUGGCUGCGGAUUCUGGGGCGCGUGGUGUUGGCAACAACUCGUCAUGCAACAACGAGAGAUACAUCAACUCAGGGAGCAGCUUAAUCAUUUGGAGGAGCGUUGGAGAGCUGAAACUGCUUCUCACACGCUAAACAAUCAAGUGCCGCCUGGUAAUCGGGCUAAUAAUUACUGGGAUAACUUUAGAAGCUAUUCGCGUCAAAACCUCCUCUCAACUAAUAACAAAGCAAAUGCUGACGGGCACUUGAGCGUUGGGCCGCCUCACAAUCCACACCCUUUGGUGGAAAGAUCGCAUAAUACUUUACAUCACACAUCAACAGCACCGUCCCCAUGCGCUACACCAAAAAGGAAUACAAAUGCUAUCAGUUCUUUGCAAAUUUCUGGCCAAUCAUCGCAGCCAAAUAACGAUGAACCGUUAAAUCGGCAUCCACGUAGAAAUGUGACAUAUGAGAGAUCACUCUCUUUUUCAUCUGCACCAGAUGUUCUCAAUGUAAAUCAAAAUCCUGAUAAUGAAGUCACGACUGCUCCCCAUGCAAGAAACCCAGAGGACAUGAGUACAAUGACUGUCCCUAAUGUUAACAUAAACCGCCAAGAGUCUACCCCUGUUUCAUUUAGAAACUUAAAUAUUACAAAUCCAAUACCAGAAAUAAUACAAUCGCAUUCUAACAAUUUGAACACGCCUGCUAAUAGUAAGAAAAAAUCGUCCUCCAAGUUACCAGCUAAAAAUUCUACAAACAGACGCAAUUACACUUUAGACUACUCUCAGACAAGCAAUAUCAAUAUUGCAAGCACUUCAGAAAUGCCGAAUCCUAAUUUAGCAUCCACUAGCCGAGAAGAUAAGGCGACUUCGAAAUUGUUUGACCUCCUUAGAGAGAAUAUUUAUUCUGAAGUUACCGCUCUUAUUGGGGUAAAUGAAUCUCAUCCGGACUUUUUGAUACAACUGUUCAGAGAAUUGCAGUUAAUCAGUUCAGAUGCGUUACGACAAAAAGUACUACAGUCCAUACGUAAUGUUUUGUCGCAAUACAACUCUAUAAUGCAAUCUCAAGCAAAUGAGAGCGUGCAAGAAGAUCCGAGACCAGAAGCCGUGUCGACAACCUCUGCAGAAAUGAACAGUUACAAUGAAUGUAACCCGCACACAAUGCAAAAUAAUUGCACCAGCACAGUGCAAAUUGAUAAUAAAGUUGUUCGAUUUUUACUGUUAAAAAGCGAAGAAACUUGCACACCGGAGUUCCUAGAAGCGUUAGCAUCGCUUAUUCUUACUACGUUAGAGGGUAGAUACUCGCAACAAACAAAGCGUCGACUUCUUGAAGUACUGUCGAAAUAUGAUGGUAUGCGGGUUUGUGAUGUAUCAAGUGAUAUUAUUGAAAACUUGCCCUUAUUCGUGACAACUAAAUUAGAUGGAGAUUCUGCGACUCACAGCAAUGAGCUUUCCGAGUCCACUAUUCUACAAGAUGUCGCAGGAUCUUUAAACAUGUUUAGUUCAAGUGACACGCAACUACAUCAACUAAAUUCGUGCCCAUAUGAUAUUUGGCCAGGGCAUGUCCACGUAGACAUUGAUUCUACCGAUUUGAACGACAGUGGACCACGAUCCAAUCAAGAAGUCAAAGUCGAUUUAAUCAAUUGUUCUGAAAUGCAUAAUGGCGAUUUGGCUGAGGCCGACCAAACGUGCCACACGGAGAUAGAAGAGGUUGGAGUCAACGGUCACGAAGAAGUAGGGGCCAAUGCGGAAGCUUUGCCUGAUGUAGUAGACACUGAGGAAGUUACUCCGACAGAGGCGGAAGCGGAAUGGCUUGGGCUUGACCGUGUACCAACAAGGCUGCAUAUGGAAGAAUCAUCUGGAAAACAAAAAGGUGAUUUUAAAGUAAUACAUUAAAACGUUGUAAACACUCAAACAUACCAUUAUCUGGUAUUAUUUGUUUGAGUGUAUCCUGGAAAAUAAACAUG